Molecule: messenger RNA, 2169 nt
Organism: Clonostachys rhizophaga
Lineage: Eukaryota; Fungi; Ascomycota; Sordariomycetes; Hypocreales; Bionectriaceae
Source: the annotation of a GenBank genome assembly
AUGACGUAUGUAUAUACAGCGCUACGUGCCGAGCAUCGUGAGAUACGACUGCUUAGCCUCGAACCGUCCAAAGUUGGCGACGAGCCACUCCAACUUUCCCUCUUUACUGUUCCACUCGAUUGCCCUGGCAGCUAUGAAGCCCUUUCCUAUACAUGGGGCGAGACCUUGCCGAAAUUCGAUGUCAGGGUAGAUGGCUUUGGCUUUCAGAUUGGAGGGAAUCUGCAUUCUGCGCUUCGCCAUCUUCGGUAUCAAGACCAACGGCGGCGGCUUUGGGUGGACGCUAUCUGUAUCAACCAGGAUGAUAUCCAAGAACGCGAGGAGCAGGUGUCCAUAAUGCGCGGCAUAUAUGGCACCGCAAGCUCUGUCAUUGCCUGGAUCGGGGAAAGCGAUGGUUCUAGCGACGAGAGGGCCUUUGACUUUAUGGAUAAGAUUUUGGGCCAGAUACACUCUCGGGUGGUUUUGGACAGAUUUUUGGCCGCCGAUACAGCUCCAACAAGUGCCGAGUUCAGUUUGGCGAUUCACAAGGACAACAUAGAAUGGAUCAGGUCUGUAACUUCGCUGGGCCUUGUAGGCAGCCCCUGGCUUGAUCUUCUUCGUCUUCUCCAGCGUCCAUGGUUUAGUAGGGUCUGGAUUAUUCAGGAGGUGGCGAUGGCAACUGAUGUAACAAUAAGGUGUGGCGAGCGCACGUUAGACUGGCUCUUAUUUCGACUCUGUGUUCGGUUUGUCAAGCAUCAUCUCGUCACUAUCUGGGACUCCAGCGCACCAGAAGACAUCUUGGAGUUGGAUGUAGAAGCAUAUCGGCAUUACCAAAAAUCCGGGGGUGUUAUUAGCCUGGACAAGGCGAUAAAGGGCAUUACCAAUGUGGAUCAGCUAAGAAGGCAGAGGCGGUUGAUCGAUCUCACCACGAAUCUUACACAGCAACGCAGCCAAGAAUCUUCCGUUGCGGCCCCGGUUCUCUUGCCGCCGUUUAUCAAGCAGCUCCUCGGGAUUGAGACUCCAGAGCAAACCAUGCCACAGGCAAUGACCCACGAGGAACGGGUUUAUGCCGCGCAGCCACCGAUGGAUUUUGAGGUUGGGAAAUUACUGAAGGAUUCUUCACUUUACCAGCUGUUCCAAAAGUUCAGGUCUUACGAUGCAACAGAUCCCAGGGACAAAGUCUAUGCACUGCUUGGAAUUGCAGAAAAGAUCCAUGAUUCUCACGAUCAACUGCUCGUCUCCUACGAAAAGUCUGUUGAAGCUGUACUUUGGAACUUGAUUGCCAACCAUCUUACCUCCACCAAGUCGCUCAACUUCCUGAGUGAUGGGUCCGGGUUGGUCGGACCUGAAGGAUUCCCGUCUUGGAUACCAUUGUGGUAUGAACCAGACUUGAACACCCAUCCAUAUUCUUUUCUAUCUGAUGCGCUCGCCUCAGGCUACAGAGCCGGUGGAGAUACAGAAGCACAGUUCCAAUUUGAAGAAGGAAUGAAGCUACUCAAGUGCCAGGGUAUCAUUGUUUCGACUGUCGAGGCCGUUGGAGAAUUCUAUGACAGCCAUGACAAUGUCGACGACCCUGAACGUUUGUAUGAAAGGUCCAUUCAUACUAAAUGGGCAAAAUUGCUGGAUGUUGAUGAUGUAUUCAACGAGGGCAACAUACUAUGGGAUGCUGCACAACAAGGAGCGAUAUCCCAAGACGAAUACCAGGCUCGGUUCCUGCAGCUUUUAUCACGAGAUAAGGAUAGAAUGCGCCGGUUUCUCGAGUUCACCAUCACUCUCAUAGCUUGUGGGAGUACAUAUGGUGACCUAAUAAACGCCACCACCGUACUCGAUGGAAAUGAGACCUUUGUACCUUCUUUUGCGCCACAUAUGGCGUGGCCGCAGUCGACAAAUGACAAGAAGUAUGCUGGCCGAGUUCGUAAUGCGUGCCAUCAGCGGAGCAUCUUUACUUGCAAAGGGGAGGCCAUGUUCGGUCUUGGUCCAGGAAACGCAGAGCCUGGCGAUGUUGUUACCGUGUUCCUGGGAGCUGAUUUGCUAUAUGUCCUCCGUCAGGUUGGCGAGCAUGCCGGGCUCCCCACGUACAAACUCGUUGGAGAGGCAUAUUGCAUUAGUUACAUGAAUGGUGAAGCCAUCAAUGUACCGAGGGCAGGGGGAGACCAUAAUGAGUUUGGAACCCAGACGAUCCAGCUUGUAUAA